Messenger RNA from Talpa occidentalis (Iberian mole), 2001 nucleotides. It is a transcript of the gene TTI2, whose product is annotated as TELO2 interacting protein 2. The record is from RefSeq and is a predicted model, not a curated record. NCBI's taxonomy places the organism in Eukaryota, Metazoa, Chordata, Mammalia, Eulipotyphla, Talpidae. The transcript has 7 exons. Bases 392 to 1912 code for a protein of 506 amino acids. Gene Ontology annotation, cellular component: nucleoplasm; cytosol; centrosome.
CGUUCCUGGGCCCUGAUUUGCAUAACCGUUGGGCGGCCAGGGUGCCGGUCCUCGUGGCGGAGCCGGUGCUGAGCUUUCGAGUCCAGUUCUAAAACGCUUUGGUUUUUGUUAUUUUGGCUUGCAGAAAGUCAGCUUCUCCCCAUCACUGACAGGAGGUUUCAGGUUCUUUUUCGCCCAUGGAGUUCCCUUCCGGCCUCUUUCUUUGCAGACACCUUACCUUACGCCGGUUAGACGCCCCUGCUCUCCCCAGGCGCCCCGCCGUUUUGUUUUAAGUUCUGUUCCUUGGGCGAAUUCCAGCUUCGGGUGAUCCUUCCCGCCCUUUUUAGCGAAUGCUUGCUGGCGUCCAGCCUCGUCCGCGGGGGGCGACGGGUCGGGCUGCCGCGCUUGGAGGAUGGAGCUCGACUGCUUCCACGAACCCCCGCCGCCCGAGGGCUCCCUCGGCGGGGAGCUGCUGCCCCCCGCGCUCGCACAGGCCUUCUCCCAGAUUUUGCACCGUCUUGCCCUCCCGGAGUCCCGCCGGGGCAAAGCCAGAAACACAGCUCUGCAGGACCUCAGUGCUCUGUUAGAAACCGCAGAGUUUAACGGGUUAUUUUUGGGGAGCGACACCCCGCUCCGCGGCACGCCGCAGCUGCUGGGGCAGGCGGCCAGAGCCCUGGCCAGGUUUGCAUCCCCCGGGGAGCCCGACGGGAGGGGCGGUCGUCACCCCGAAGUGGCCGAGAGAGCGGCCGAAGUUGGGUCACUCUUUCUUAAGCUGUUGGGGAAGGUCGAGGCUGCCAAGGAUCCCUUGAAUUGCCGCGCCUGGAAGACGGGCCUCCCUCACUUGGCAGCACCCAUCUAUAUUUUUGCCGUCACACACACUUUGGAGCGACCGUGGACCAGCCCGAGCUCUCGGGACGUGGCUGGGGAGGUGCUGACUUCACUGCUUCGCGUGGCGGAAUGUGGGUCUGUGGCAGGAUUCCUUCGCGGGGAAAACGAGGAUGAGAAGGGGACACUUAGCACGGUCCUGGAGCUUCUCCAGCCCGAGCUGAGCAAGGAAUCCUGGAAGAAUAACCCUGCCACCAAGUAUGUCUUUUCAUGGACUCUGCAACAAGUCAUUCGACCUUGGCUGAACCGGUAUCUGGAAAGGGUACUUCCUCCAUCAUUGCUCAUCUCAGACGACUAUCAGACUGAAAACAAAGUCCUGGGUAUACACUGCCUCCACCACAUUGUGCUAAAUGUGCCAGCUGCUGAUUUGCUCCAGUAUAACAGGGCCCAGGUCCUGUACCAUGCCCUUUUCAACCACCUCUACACACCGGAGCACCUACUCGUUCAGGCUGUGCUCCCCUGUCUGCUGGAUUUAUUCCCUGUCCUGGAAAAAGGCAUGCACUGGACAGGAGAUGGAGCUCGGCACAGCACACACUGUGAUGAGGUGCUGCAGCAGGUCCUGACCUACAUGGAGCCAGAGCACCGCCUGCUUUUACGCAGGACCUAUGCAAGAAACCUCCCAGCUUUUGUGAAGAGGUUGGGAAUCUUAAGUGUCCGGCACUUGAAGAGGCUGGAGCGAGUCAUCAUUGGUUAUCUGGAGGUUUAUGAUGGACCAGAGGAAGAGGCAAGGUUGAAGAUAUUAGAAACCCUCAAGCUUCUCAUGCAGUAUACUUGGCCCAGGAUUUCCUGUAGACUUGUGGUCUUACUGAAGGCGCUUUUGAAACUGGUAUGUGAUGUAGCAAGGGAUUCAAGCCUCACACCGGAGCCUGUCAAGAAUGAUUUGUUAGAGGCGGCAACAGACUGCAUGAUUUUGCUGGACCACUGUUCUCAAGGACAGGUGAAGGGUCUCCUGGCCAAAAUUGCCCAAAGCUGUGAUGACAGCACAGUGGUGAACUGUAUCAUAAGAGUGCGGCAGGCUUCUGAAGACACUCCCUUCCAUGGAACUUAAAAUUUUUAUCACCUCCCUAAAGAGGAAAGGACUUUUUUCUAUUUCAGUUGUAUAAAUGGAAUUAUUUAAGGAAAGAGGUAUUUUUACAC